This is a messenger RNA of Cydia splendana, 2009 nucleotides long. RefSeq names its product peroxisomal membrane protein PEX14 (gene Pex14). Gene Ontology annotation, biological process: protein import into peroxisome matrix, docking. Gene Ontology annotation, cellular component: peroxisomal membrane; peroxisomal importomer complex. Gene Ontology annotation, molecular function: signaling receptor binding. Lineage: Eukaryota; Metazoa; Arthropoda; Insecta; Lepidoptera; Tortricidae. The record is from RefSeq and is a predicted model, not a curated record. The coding region runs from base 144 to 884 and encodes 246 amino acids. The transcript has 5 exons.
UUGUAUCAUUAGCGUUUUAAUAUUUUUUGCGAUCGUGAUUAUUAUGUUUACUUUACAAUAAAAAUAACCAAGUAUCGCAGGACAUUUCUUUUUGCGCGUUUAAAGUUUGUGCUGCAAGUUUGACAAAUUAAAUUAAGGCAAACAUGUCGGCAGAUGCUUUAGUAAACGCGGCAUCAGAUGUUCGGGAGAAUUUGGUAACAACUGCAAUAAAUUUCCUUAAAAACCCAAAUGUGAACCGAUGCACCAUGGAAAGCAAGGAGCGGUUUCUCCGUGCCAAAGGUCUCACAGACUUGGAGAUAGCCAGGGCUGUUGAGAAAUGUGGAGAGUUGUUAGACGGACCUUCGUUGACCUCAGAGUUGAUGUUCUUCCAGCACUCAAGGCAGUCAUGGUUUAGAGAACAUAUCCUACCUUUAGUGGUGUAUGGGGGGUUUGCAUAUGGUUGCUACUGGCUGUAUAAGAACUGUAUACGUCACAUCCUAUUCGUCGAGGAGCCGAAACGCAAAACUACGACGGAAUGUCUCGAGGAAGUCCGCAAAUCCCUGGACAUACUGAACACGAGUAUGACGUCACUGCGUGGGGAGAUGCAGGCGUCGGCACAGAGCUCUUUACGGACGCAACUGGAUGGGCUGAAGGCAGACAUCGCUUCGGUUAAAGGAAUACUUUUGAAUAGGAACCAAUUCCCAUCAGUAAAGACCCGGUCCGAGCCGCCAUCUAUCCCGGCCUGGCAGCGUCAGUCCGAAGAAGCCACGUCCACCGAAGUGGCCGUUGAGGACAAGAAGCCCCAUAGGAGCCGCAGCCAACGCUCCGAGUCCGGCGGUUCUAACUCUAGUGAGGGGGAGCAGGCGACUAAGAACAGCGACAGCAGUUUGGAGAUCAUCACAUGAACCCCAUCGCCGUGCUGCCAAUAAAUCGAUCUAGUCCAACUGGGUCCUGCAGAAUGACAACGGGCACCGUUCUCACGAUAAAUAGGUUCCAAACAUCACAAUGACAGACACAUCACACUAAGAGCGGGGCCACACUGGUGAUUUGCGAGCGACUUGUAAACGAGGCGAGCGCGCAACUAGUUCGCCACGAGCGCGCAACAAUUUCGCUGCGUACUGUCAUACUGGAAUGGGAGCGAAAUCGCUGCGCGCUCGCCUCGCUUUCAAAUCGCCAGUGUGGCACCGCUCUCAUAUGUAGAAACUGGUUUAUAUGUAGGUAAUGAAACUAACGUUAAUAUCGGUUUUCCAUACCUACUUUUUAAAUGGUGGAUUCAAUUAAUAAAAACUAUUCUUACUUACGCUCAAAAAUAUAAGAUGGAACCCUUUUAUUGUAGAGCAUUUGACAUAAAUAAUGUAUUAUGAAUUAAUAUAUUUCAUAGGAUUUUUAUUCGUGUUGUGAUUGGGCUAUUAUGGUUUUAUUAGACGAAUAUCUGUAUUAAUUGUAGAGAGGUAUUGUCAAAAUUAAUAACUGGUACGAUUUGAUACAAUGGUUGUCGGUAAAUAAAUUUAUUUAAUUUUAAAUUUCAGACUCUUGAAGUGAAUAACGGUAUUAGAUGUUUUCUAAUACAAUGAGAAAACAAAUGAAAAACAGUUUGCACAUGGUUGAUGGAUUACCGCAUACAUCGAAAUUUCGUUAUCUCGCUCUCUGUUGCACUUGUAUUCGAGCGAAAGAGACACAGAUAUGCCAUUUCGAAGGUAGCGGUAAGCCCUCAAUGUAUUGUCAAUUGAACAAUCAUGGAUAACAUGAAACUACUGUUUUAUUGUGAACUUCGUACUAGUUGUUUAGGUUAGCGCCACUUGCACCAAUCCAAGUACCCGGGGUUAACCGGUUAAACCGUUAACCCAGUGUCAAAAAGUCAAAUUGUACUGGAAACCAUGGUAACCCCAGGUAUAACCGGUUAACCCCGGGUUGGUGAAUGGUGCAAGUGGCCCUUAGUGGUUAACUUAGAUUAACGCUUGUUAUUAUUUGUUUACUGGAUUUUUUAUUAGUUGGAAGUGGGAGAUACAGCCUGGCAAAAAAGAGUAGAA